Messenger RNA from Paraphaeosphaeria sporulosa, 1334 nucleotides. RefSeq lists its product as uncharacterized. NCBI's taxonomy places the organism in Eukaryota, Fungi, Ascomycota, Dothideomycetes, Pleosporales, Didymosphaeriaceae. The record is from RefSeq and is a predicted model, not a curated record. Gene Ontology annotation, cellular component: nucleus; chromatin. Gene Ontology annotation, molecular function: histone binding; chromatin binding. Gene Ontology annotation, biological process: nucleosome assembly. The transcript is spliced from 4 exons. Bases 103 to 1098 code for a protein of 331 amino acids.
UUGCGCCUCCGAACAUACUCAACACGAUAAGCAUUAUCUACACACAAUUACUCUUAAGCGGAUAGUUCUAUAAACCAACAAAUUGCACAGUGCAACCGCACAAUGGCCGAGAACGUUAACGAGGAAGAGGUGCAGGCGCGCUUCGAGGAGCUUAGCGUCCUCGAGGCGGAAUUUGAAGAUGUCGAACUCGAACUUAUCCGUAAGUCGAAUGCGCUGAACGCACCGCUCUGGAAGAAACGCGCAGAGGUGAUCGCCAAAAUCCCGCACUUCUGGACUCUUGUCUUUGAGCAGGCACCCCCAGAACUCGAUUCCUUUAUACUGCCUUCGGACGCACAGAUCUUUGCCGAAUGCUUCGAAUCUUUGGAGGUCACCCGCUUCGAGAUCGACGACCCGAAAGGCUCCCCGCGCAGCAUUUCAAUCAAGUUUGGCUUUGGGGACAACGAAUAUUUUGAGGACAAAGUGUUGGAGAAGAAGUUCUGGUUCCGCAAGUCGCGUGACUGGGAAGGCCUCGUAUCUGAGCCGGUCAAGAUCAACUGGAAGAAGGAACAAGACACGACAUUCGGCCUGACAGAUGCGGCCAUUGAGCUUGCUGAGGCAAGGAAGAAGGCGGACAGUAAGGCGAAGGAGACCGAGCUGCCCGAGUACAAAAAGCUGGCCUCAUUGAUUGAGGAGAGCACCGAGGCCUCACCAAGCUUUUUCGCGUGGUUCGCCUUCGUAUCCGACUACCGGUGGGUCAGCGCGGAAGAAAGCGAGCAGGCCGAGAAGGAGGAUGCCGAAAGAUUGGAGAAGUUGAAGCGCGGAGAGAAGGUUGAAGAGCCUGAAGAUGAUGACGACGAUACAAUCGACUACCAGGAAACUGAAGUCUUCCCACAGGGUGGUGAGAUCGCAACCCUCAUUGCAGAGGACCUGUGGCCGUCCGCCAUCAAGUACUACAAGCAAUCACACGAACAGGAUGGAGAAGACUUCUCCGACAUCGAUGUCGAAGACAUGGACGAAGACGAAGACGAAGACGAGUCCGGCGACGAGAUUGACAUUCGCGGUCUGGUAGGCAAAGGCCGCGCUGGCUCGCCUCCGACCAAGAAGCAGCGCAAGGCUUGAGAUAGGCAAUACCCUAGCUAUAGACGAUGAUAUGAACACAUGCUAUACGACUGAAGCUCAUCCCGCAUGAUCCGAGGGAUGCGCAGAUAAAUGAACUCUUGGAUAUGGUCAGCCCACUAUAGCAGCUCCGCAGCGAUGAUUAUGCGCACGAGUUUCAAUAUCUAACAAUGUCUCGAGCGAGCUCACUUCCUAAAGAGCGGGCUGCUCACGGAAAAGAAAUAUUCAUGGAAACAAUU